Messenger RNA from Epithele typhae, 840 nucleotides. RefSeq lists its product as uncharacterized. Bases 1 to 840 code for a protein of 279 amino acids. The transcript has 2 exons. The record is from RefSeq and is a predicted model, not a curated record. Lineage: Eukaryota; Fungi; Basidiomycota; Agaricomycetes; Polyporales; Epitheliaceae.
AUGGCAAUAAAUCAUUCUUACGCUUUGAUCCACCAAAACCGUUACAUCCAAGAGGGCUCCAAAUUCCACAGCCACGUCCAAGUCGUCGAUCUCGUUUCAGGAGAAGUUCGGUCCCGUCUUGCCAACCAUUCCAACGUGUCUAAAGCCGUGCUCCGACGCGGCUUCGAGCGCGGCGACUUCACCGUGCUCGCACUGACGAGUGCCGGUGGCCUCGUGGUGGACUGCGGCGAAGAAGACUCACUCGGCUCUUCUACGCCCGCGCAUCCGGCGCUGUCACCACUCCACAGGUUCACCCCCAAGGCAUUAUCCGCCGACGGAACUCGCGCGUUGUGUUUCGUCGGCGCGACGGGGCCUUCAGAUACUUCGGCCGCUGCCCCGCAGUUCUGCGUUGUGGACACCGUCACCGGAGGGAUACUGUCGGGGCCAUUCGGAGGCGAGGGACCUUUGGAAAUUAUUGGUGAACACUACAGUUUGGAUAUUACGCGGGCCACCGAGGGACUCUUUGGUCCAACAUACCGCGAAGGGUGGUUCUGGAGCACGCUGCAUGGCAGGCUCUACCGAACCCCUGCCCUCGACAACUCGCCAAGCGUUGGUCGAGUUGCGGUGACGUACGACGGGUCGAUGGUCGUAUGGUCGGAUCGGCGCGGGGUCGUGCGCUUCCAUCGCAACGGCCGCGAGCUGCGCCGGUUUGGUCGCCGCGACGCGCAGGCCGGCAGGCAGGCUGUCCGCGAUCGUGUCGGUCCUGGGGGCAGGGAUGGCGCCGCGCGCACGAGCAGCGGCACGGCGCACGGGCGCACGUUUGCGAUCGUCGCGGCGGGCUUCGUCGAGGCUGCGCUUUAG